AUGGCUCGCAUUUUCCACGACCAACCGGCCAUCCGUGAGCACAAGGAGAAGAUCACCUGGGGACUCAUCAAACGUGGCGUUGUCAACGUUAAUGUUCUUGUGGGCGCCUGGAUCUACAUCUGUGACCAGAUAACAGUACAAGGCCUGUCGAUCUUCACAGUCACGAUUCUUAGACUCAACUACCCAGGCCGCUCCACCGUCGAAAUCCAAUUGUUGUCAGUGCCUCCACCUAUUGUUGGAAUGAUAUUUGGCCUUGGCGUCGCAUAUGUGACUAUGAAGACACGCAUGCAUGGAGUCGCCAUUGCGGUAUGCGCAGCUUUGAAUGUCAUGGGAUAUUCCAUUUGGCUGGCGUCAACGAACCCGCAAGCGAGAUAUGCCGCCAUCUUUCUUAACACAGCGGGAGGUUUCAGUUUUGGCACAUUGGUUCUCAGCUGGACCUUGGCUAAUGCAGCUCCUGAUACGAUACGAAACGUAGCAAAUGGCGCCGUUUCUGGCCUCGCCAAUAUUGGAUCAAUCACCGCUACUUGGAGUUAUAUCAAUACCGAUGCGAAGACCGGCUAUCGCAUAGGCAACAGUCUGAACACGGCUACUGCGGCCUCUGUUAUCAUCGCAUCCCUGGGACUUGUAUUUUACCAAAGAUGGGAAAACAAGAAGCGUGCGCAGGGUGGCCGUGACUAUCGAUUGGAGGCUUCCGAGGACGAAGUUGCUACACUUGGCCAUCUUCAUCCAGAGUUUAGAUACAUCAACUGA
Messenger RNA from Colletotrichum spaethianum, 750 nucleotides. Its product is annotated as putative transporter. The transcript has 3 exons. The record is from RefSeq and is a predicted model, not a curated record. Gene Ontology annotation, molecular function: transmembrane transporter activity. Lineage: Eukaryota; Fungi; Ascomycota; Sordariomycetes; Glomerellales; Glomerellaceae. The coding region runs from base 1 to 750 and encodes 249 amino acids. Gene Ontology annotation, cellular component: membrane.